Molecule: messenger RNA, 1995 nt
Organism: Megalops cyprinoides (Indo-Pacific tarpon)
Lineage: Eukaryota; Metazoa; Chordata; Actinopteri; Elopiformes; Megalopidae
Gene: kbtbd7
Product: kelch repeat and BTB (POZ) domain containing 7
Exons: 1
Coding region: 97-1995 (632 amino acids)
Molecular function (GO): protein binding
Source: RefSeq, a predicted model, not a curated record
UUAAAAUUUAAUUUAAAUUUAAAUAAACCCAGUUCAAGAGCAAGGGCUACUAAUCUGUCGCAGAUCAUAUAUUCAUCGCCGACGGAUUGUUCGAAAAUGGCUUCAGUCCUAAGCUGUUUCAGCGGUCCUGAAGAGUUAGAGGAUGUAAAUCACGCGCAGAGUUUACUGAAAGAACUGAAGUUCUUUUACGACUCCAGACUGCUUGUGGACGUGACAAUCGAAGUAGAUCCGGACUUUUCGUCUCACCACCAGGAUGCAGUGCCGGGUAAAAGCUGCAAGUUUGGUUCGGGCGCAAGUGGAAAACUCUUUCCGUGCAACCGCAACAUCCUGGCCGCGGCCAGUCCCUACUUCAAAAGCAUGUUCACUGGAGGACUAUACGAAAGCAAGCAACAGAAAGUGAGGAUACACGACGUGGACGCAGAUUCCAUGUCACUGAUCAUUGACUACUGCUACACUGGCAAGGUGCAAAUCACGGAGGGCAACGUGCAAAGGCUUUACGCUGCAGCUAACAUGCUGCAGCUGGAAUACGUCAGGCAAGCGUGCUCUAACUUCAUGACCAGAAGACUGGACGUCUCAAACUGUGCGGCAAUAUUGAAGUUUGCAGACACAUUUGACAAUCAAGUUUUAAAAAGUGAGGCUCAGGGGUUUAUCGCCAGGAACUUUUUGCAGUUGUGCAAGAAAGGGAGGGAGCUAUGCGAAUUAGACUUGUCCCAAAUCAAAGAAAUCCUGUCAUUGGACACCUUGGAUGUUGACUGUGAGAGUAAAGUGUGCUCCGCAGCGGUCCAGUGGAUCGAGGCCAACAAGCCUGAGAAGGCGGAGGAGGCCACAGAGGUACUGAGGUGUGUGCGCUGGCACCUCUUCACAGAGAAAGACAAAGUUUACCUUGAUGCGCUGAAGUCAAAGCCAUUAAUCAAGGGCCACCUGCAGGAGUUUCUGGAGGCGCUUGGCGGUGGCAGAGCUAGCAGCGCAGCGCCUGCUAGCGCAGAGGUGCCAGCGUACAGAAUUGGCAGGAGUGCCAAAGAGAUGAUCCUUUUCUUCGGAAGACCCAAUGAGCCUUUCAUGUGCUACGACCCGUUCACAGAAGAUGUCCGAUCCAUGGCGUCCCCGUUGAUCAACCUGAGUAACGUGGGUUUUAAAAGGUCCAUUAUGGAGACCUUUUCUGUGUGCAUAUCGUCGGAAAAUGACCUUUAUUUGGCCUCGCACCUUUCAAAGCAUUUCUGGGUGUACAGUCCCUUGCUGAACACUUGGCAAGAGCUGGCAGAGAGGUUAGUGGGAAGAGUACACUCAGACAUUGGCUACCUCAACGGGCACCUCUACAUUCUGGGAGGGCGUGACCCUGUCACAGACACCAGAUUGAAGGAGGUGGAGUGUUACAGUAUUCAGAGGAACCAGUGGACGCUCGUGGCUCCCCUGCCACACUCUCUGGGCAAGAUGCAGAUCGCGACCGUGAAUGACCGCCUCUACGUGGUCAACAAGCGGAGAAUGCUUUGUUACGAGCCACACAAGAACCGCUGGCUCCACAGUGCCUCCCUGAAGCACGGCAAGCUCCACAAGGCAUGCGUCUUCCAGGACCAAAUCUUCUGCCUCUGCGAUAUCCCGGUGGUGAAAGUGUACAGCCCGGCGCGGGGGGAGUGGAGGAGGAUCGGGGACAUUCCCGUCGACAGCAACGCGCUCAACUACCAAGUGGUGCGGCACAGCAACAAGCUGCUGCUUCUGACCGUGUCCUUAGCUCACCGGAACAAAAACAGGGUCAUUGUCCACGAGUACGACCCCACCCGGGAUUGCUGGAAGAAUGUGGCGACCAUGCUGGGGUCCUCCUUCGGUUACAUCAGCCUCUCCGCCCGUAUGUACCCCUCGCGGCUGGGCUCAGGACAGAACUUCUUUGCGGAGGAGGAUGACGACAGCGGGUCCAGCGCUGACUGGGACUUUGACGGGUUGACUGAUGCGGACUCAGAUUCUGGGAGCUCCAGCUCGUUCUCAGAUGAAAACUGGUAG